Acipenser ruthenus (sterlet) is the source of this 7824-nucleotide messenger RNA. RefSeq names its product solute carrier organic anion transporter family member 5A1-like. The transcript has 9 exons. Gene Ontology annotation, biological process: sodium-independent organic anion transport; transmembrane transport. The record is from RefSeq and is a predicted model, not a curated record. The coding region runs from base 4145 to 5764 and encodes 539 amino acids. Lineage: Eukaryota; Metazoa; Chordata; Actinopteri; Acipenseriformes; Acipenseridae. Gene Ontology annotation, cellular component: membrane. Gene Ontology annotation, molecular function: protein binding.
AAGUAAAAAAGAUCUAAUUAAGCUAAUUAUCAGUUCAAUUAAUGUUAUUAUAUGUUCAAGUGAGACCUGUUAAUAUUAUUUUGUAUGUUUAUGGUAACAGUCAAGUCCAUGUCAUAGGCUCUUUUACAGCUUUAAAGAGCAAAAAAACACUCUUCCUGUCUGCUGGUGGCAAAGUAGUCCCGUUCCUUCCCAUUCCCGGAAGCUUAAAUCCUGUUCUUGCCCUACCUGAGAGUUUUGGGUUUUUUUUCCCGGUCCCGCCCGUUUCCGUGAGCUCUACUCCUGUACCAUCCCAUCCCGCAAAAUUUUUUUCCCGUACCGCGGGAAUCCCGUGGGAUCUGCGGGUCCCACGGGAGUCCCGUCUUCAUGUCACGCUCUCUACUUUAGACUAUCAUCACUGCUUCCGAGUCGAAUUAAUCACAGUGCUUAAAUACCUACGUGCAUUUUAAAAACUAUAAUUUAGCCCUUCAGCUAAAUUGUCCUACACUAACAUGGCAUUUUAUUAAGAACAUAACUGGACCACAUAGCAUAAAGUAUGAGGUAUUAAAGGAAUAUAUUCCUAGUUACAAGCACUAAUGAAUACAAAUAGGAAACCAUUUAUUAUUAUUAUUAUUUGUUUAUUUAGCAGACACCUUUAUCCAAGGCGACUUACAGAGACUAGGGUGUGUGAACUAUGCAUCAGCUGCAGAGUCACUUACAAUUACGUCUCACCCGAAAGACGGAGCACAAGGAGGUUAAGUGACUUGCUCAGGGUCACACAAAUGGCAGAUGUCCUAAAUUAAAAUAAAUAAAUCAUUAGAAGCCCAACACAUGAUCAUUCAGCCAUGUUUGUAAUACAGCAACAUGUAUGACUGCCGUUUUAGUUUGCUUACUGCUUAGAAUCAGACCUUUUAAAAACUGAAAAUAUUGUACUGUAAACUAGUGUCAAAUACUACAGCUUUGAAGUUGGGAAAAUGGAUGACUAGUUCACUUCCCUAGAUAUCUUUUACCGUAAGAAAAUGUAAAUGUUAUUUGUCUGCUGUUCGAUUCUCUAUGCUUACAUUUACCGUGGCAAAGAAAAAAGAAAAAAAAACAUUAUGACAAGGUCGUGAUGCUCUGCAGAGCUGUAAUGGUAUAACUUGUAAGAACACAAUGCUGUGUCAGCAAGUUGCCAUGACAAUAUAGCCAUUCCACAUUUUAUUGUCUCCCUCUCUCUCUCUCUCUCUAACUCUCCCACAAGGUCAGAUGCACAGAGCACACAAAUAUAAUUUGUCACCCAUGGCAAGCACAGGGUACCUUGGGCAUUGCAGUUUGAGAUUUAUCAGUACAGUACCAUGUUCAAUGCCAUCUUAAGUAUAUAUUGGUAUUGUUUUUUUCUGUAUUUCUCAAAUAUGAGGUGUUAAUUUCUGAAUAUACUGUUUAUUUUUUAUUUAAAUUUUAUUUAGGUUUUGCUGUAUUGUACUGCAUUAGACUAUUUAAAAGUAAGGUACUGUAUACCCAUAAUAACUAUUCCGUUUUCACCACUUUAAAAUGCAUUAGUAGUUAUUAGUAAUUCUAUGUAAAGUCAACCAGUAUGUUUCACUGCAACAUUUUAGAAUAAAAUAUUAGCUAAAAAAUGUGAUUAUACUGUGCAAUAUCUUUAAGGCUGCCAAACAUGCAGAUGUGACAUUUAUAAUACCCAGGGAACAACACAAAGAAUUUUCCGCCUUCCGUCACUGGGACAUCUCUCCAUUUACUGUAGGCUAACAUUGUGUUCACCACUAAGCUUCCUGUUUCUGUACUGUGUAUGUAAUGCUGUUACAUUAAAACAGCAGUUUAGUAAUGUACAGCGAGCCAAUUCUGAACUGAGUCUUCGUGCUAAUGAACUGUCUGACUUGGCAGAUACAGUAAACACAUCAGGGAGAGGAGGUCCCUGUGUGCAUCAGGGCUUGAAUUUCAGAGUGGGAUCGCGGGAAUCGCGCAUUUCCUAAGUUGCUCCCGCAUAUCUGCAACUUUCAGUGAGGGAAAGUCGAGAUAUUUUAAGACACCAAGCUACUGUAUUUUUCACCCAAUUCAGAAUGCCUGAAAAGGCUACAACAAUCUCUAAGGAAGUGGGUGUCAGUGACGAAAGCACUAUGAGCCGUAUUCUGAGUAGUUCUGGUUAAAAUAAAUAAAUAAAUAAAAGUAGUGUUGGAUAUUUUAAGUGCUGCGAGACUCGUACAUGAUUCUCAGCCACUAUCUUUAAGGAUUAUAGAAACUCUGUACACUGCAGCAUAAGUAAACAGUUUUGAAAAAAAAAAAAAUACGAUAUUAACUCUUAACUCAGCCCCAUUCAUUUUGGGGCGCCAGGGCACCGAAGGUUACGCACAUAUACUUGGGCACCGUAAAAGCCACUUACCAGGUUCAUGGCUUGUUUAAAAGUACAGACUUGGGGCUUGGGACACACACACUAAAAUACAAAGCAAACUGGAAUGCUAUCGGGCCCUAAAAAAACACUACAUCCUGGCUGAAUACCUGACCAAGGUGAAAGACAGUAAACAGAGACAGACCUUAACAAAGUACAGGCUCAGUGAGCACAGCCUGGCCAUCGAGAAGGGGCGACACAGGCAGACAUAGCUGCCCAAAGAGGACAGGCUGUGUGAUCACUGUCAGCUCAAUCAGGUUGAGACAGAGAUGCACUUUUUACUGCAGUGCACUAAAUAGAAUGUAAGGGAAGCCUUCUUCCCAAAAAUACAACAUCUCUGCACAGGAUUCCCAGACUUGCCAGACCCAGAAAAACUCCCCAUCCUCCUCGGAGAACAGACAAGCUGUAUAGAAGUGGCAGACCAGCACACAAGCGCCUAUCACAGUCUGAGGGACAGAGAAUGAACACUGAGGCUCCUCACACAGGGAGGGAGGGGAAAAUAUUAUAAUUAUUAUCAUAUAAUUAUUAUUGCUGUUUGAAAUAUUUUAUUGUUGUUCUUGAUGUUGAAUAUUCACUUGUAAAUAUGUUGUAAACUGUUGAUUGAUUACAUGUCAAUGUAUUACAGUUGUCAUCAAUGCUUUGGUAAUACCUAAAUUGGUCAUGCUAAUAAAGCACUUUGAAUUUGAAUUUGAAUUUGUGUGUAUGCAGUACUCCUACCCGGAACUACGACUGCAUGAAGUCAAGCCUCUCAUCAUGUGACAGAGUUCACAGCUUAGGUUAGAAGUUCAUCUUCCCCCCCAUGUUCAUUUUAUAUUGAGGUUCAGUGGUGCAGUGUUUUUUUUUUUCAGCCAUCUAUGAUUACAAUAUAUAUAUAUAGCAGUGACCAAACAUGAUUUUUACAUAUAUUCUCAUCUCUACCACAUAUUAUGCCUGAUCCUGUUGCAACAUACAUAAUAUGAAAGGAAAUUUCAUGGCCUUCCAUUUGAUAUGUUACAUGCAUGCAGUACAAACUAUCCAGUAGUUAAACAUACAUAAAUGAAAACAGUGAAAAACAGGUGGAAAUAGGGCUGAGUGUAGAGUUUACAAAAAAAAAAUGAAAAAAUGAAAAAGCACCUUUUUCUUCUGCUGCAUGCAAAAACUUUGCAUCAGGCAAUGGAGAUUGCUCUGCAUCACAGUGAUGAACAACUGUUAUGUCUCCUGAAUGGUGAUGCAGUAAAAAAAAUAUGUAUGUAUGUAUGUAUGUAUGUAUGUAUAUAUAUAUAUAUAUUUUAUAUGCAGAAGUGCCUUUUUUUUUUUUUGCCAUUCCCCUCUAAAAUUUUGGAAUCCCUCCCACCUCCCACCCCCCCAUUUGGCUGCAGCAUAGGAAAUUCAAGCCCUAGUGCAUUGCUGUGCGGAUUAACAACGACUAAUUACAGCCCUCUUAUUCCAAUUCAACAGGUGUUUUACAUGGUUAAAGCCAUGAACAGGUGUUGUAUGCACUUUGGAAGUGUAUUGAGAUUAGGGCUGUCACUCGAUUCAAAUUUUUGAUUGAUUAACUUAUGGGCUUACUUGAUUAACCGGCAGAUUAAUCUGUGCACAUUUUUAAUAAAGGUAAUGAUCUUAUAGAGGCUGUUCUGCAUGUAAUACAAAAAAAUCAAUAGAAUCUAAAAAAAAUAUAAGCCCAAUGAGAAUUUGGUCUUAUUAAAAGCAUUUGCAUUAUUAUUUUUAUCGUAGUAAAUGUCUCUCUUUGUAUUUGUACUGCACUAUUGAGAUGUACCUGUGCUGGCCCUGUGGGCACAAACCAUUAUGUAUGUGAUGGGGGCUCUGGGUCCUGCUGCGGGUUAUCUGCUCGGUGGGGUUCUGAUCGGGUUCUACGUAGAUCCCAAAACCAUUGUGAACAUUGACCAGAGUGAUCCCCGCUUUGUUGGCAACUGGUGGAGUGGCUUUCUCCUUUGUUCUAUCGCCAUGCUGCUGGUGAUAUUUCCCAUGUUCACAUUCCCCAAGAAGCUCCCACCCCGUCAAAAGAAGAAGAAAAAGAAAAUGAGCCUGGACGAUAUCUCUAGCGACGAUGAUGUCAUGAAGGAGAAAUCCAACAGCAAGGGGCAAGCGGUCACCUCUUCCUUGGGAUUCGGAAAGGACAUCAAAGACAUACCCAGAGCAGCUGUCAGGAUCUUAAGCAAUAUGACAUUCCUGUUUGUGAGCUUGUCAUACACAGCUGAGAGUGCCAUUGUCACUGCCUUUAUUACCUUCAUACCCAAGUUCAUCGAGUCUCAGUUUGGCAUCCCAGCAUCCAAUGCAAGCAUAUACACUGGGGUGAUUAUAGUGCCCAGUGCUGGUGUAGGCAUUGUCCUUGGAGGCUACAUUAUCAAAAAGCUGAAACUGGGUGCUAGAGAGUCUGCUAAGCUGGCCAUGAUCUGCAGUGGCGUGUCUUUGCUGUGCUUUUCCACACUCUUCAUCGUUGGUUGUGAAAGCAUUAACCUUGGAGGCAUCAAUAUACCUUAUACCACAGGCCCCACUCUCACCAUGGCACAGAGGAAUCUGACAGGCAGCUGCAAUGUGAACUGCGGAUGUAAAAUACACGAGUAUGCGCCUGUCUGUGGAUCAGACGGCAUCACCUACUUCAACCCUUGUCUGGCUGGCUGCACCAGUGUGGGAAACGAUAGCACAGGAAUAAGGAACUACACAGACUGCGCUUGUGUGCAGAGUAGGCAGGUGAUCACACCUCCUACAGAUGGGCAGAGGAGCCAGCUCAGAUUGGUUAUAGUGAAAACCUAUCUGAAUGAGAAUGGCUAUGCUGUAUCUGGCAAGUGCGACCGCACCUGCAAUACCCUGAUACCUUUCCUCAUAUUUCUGUUCAUCGUCACCCUCAUUACUGCCUGUGCACAGCCAUCAGCACUCAUUGUAACACUCAGGUCAGUGGAUGAACAAGAGAGACCGUUUGCGCUAGGAAUGCAGUUUGUUCUUCUACGAACUCUUGCCUACAUUCCCACCCCAAUCUAUUUCGGCGCGGUCAUCGACACCACCUGCAUGCUCUGGCAACAAGACUGCGGCGUCCACGGCUCCUGCUGGGAAUAUGACGUCACUUCCUUGCGCUUUGUCUACUUCGGGCUGGCAGCCAGCCUCAAGUUUGUGGCCUUCAUCUUCAUCUUCUUGACGUGGUACUCCAUUAAAUACAAAGAAGAUAGACUCCAGAGAUGGAUACAGAGAGCCUCGCCGGUAAGCACAGUCAACGAGAUAGUCGGAAAGGCAGGGGCCCAGCAAAGCUGUGCACGGGCUCGAUCCUGCCCUGCCUUCAGCAGGGCUGAACAUACUGAAGAAAUGACGCUGAACAGAGGGGGCGGCGGCAGCCAGAGCCAUCCUGGCCAUUCACUGGAAGCAGUAAACACCUCUGAAAAUACACUGGAAGACGACACUGCUGAGAUCUAGCGCAAGUCUCUUGCUUCACCGGCUCUUGCGAAAUUCAGUUUUUGUGUUUUAAGUUUACUAUGGCUCCCACAAAACAUUUCUGUUUGAAAGCCUGUGCCUUCCUUUUCUUAUUUCAUUUAAACAAGCUGUAUGUUGACCAUCAGUCUUUUUUUAAGACUAGCAGCCACACACCGAUACUCAGCACAGGUUGAGGGCUGGUUACCUCAAAGUGACAACCAGAGGAUGUUUCCUUAAGAAAUGUGUAGCAUUUGCUCUUGAAUAAAAAUGAGGUUAGGUAAGAAGAAAAAAAAAACUUAAGCAAAGCUAAGUGUAUUUUAUAUCUAAGUGUAUUUAUAUCAAUAAACACCUAUAGCAGAAGAAUACAUUUUUAAUUGAAACAUAUUUGGUGUUAACAACAUGUGGUGCUAUUAGAUGAAAUAAUACAGAUUUCAGUUUUUUUUUAAACAUUUUAUUCAGCCAUAGUUUUAGCACAUAUCAGAAGUUAUCCAAUGUAUUUGGACUAUGAUGAUUAAGGAAUAAAACACUGCUAAACAAGCACACAUGGAAUAAUAUACUGUGCAAGCUCUUGCAUAUUAUGAAAACUAGUAUAUAUCAACACAAGCAGAAAAAAAAUUAGCAAGUAGUAGUACAGCUCGUUACAGUUAAUAGAAUAAGCUUUUAGCUGUAACAUACACAUAUUUUAAACAUACAAUGUCAAGUGCUUUUUAAUUUCCAAUUCAUAUAUGUAGGUUUAUAUAUUUUAAAAACAUUUUGCUAGUCCUCCAGUGCAACAUCCAUUUUUACCUAUAACAUCUGGGAGUGUUUCAGUAAUUUGGCAAGACUAACGCUUUCAUUCAGGGGACUAAUCAGUGCCUGUUAACUCAAUGCAGACAUGCAUUCUAACAGUGUCUCAACCUCUGUACUACAGUAAAUAGAACACUAGUCAGAGCUACAACUGGGCCAGGGAUCUUAAAAUUAUUAUACCACCUCUGUAUCCAACUGAAAUGUACAGUACUGUAUCCAGAAAACAUGAAGGAAGGUUGAAGUUGCUUGUUCCAAAACAAAAAAAGGUAAAUAUAGUAAGCAGCUCUGUUUUCUUUCCUUCUUGUCUAGAUUUGUCUCCACUUUACACUGCUGUGGAUAAGAAAGCAAUAUGGUAAUGGUGUGCAGUACAGUGGGAGUAAAUCAGGAGCAAUGCAAUCCUUUAGAAAUUGCUGCUUUUUACUGUACAUGACUAGGUUUGGUUGUGCUUACGCAGGUGAUCUCUUCAGAGUGCAUUGUGAAGACUAAACUGUUCCAAAACAAACAAAGCAUCAAUAAUAUAUUUUUAAGAUGGCUCUAUCUACUGUUUUCACACUGUUAUCUUAAAGCAGUAUUUAUUUAUUUUUAAAUAAUUAAAACUAUAAGCAGCAGCAUCUCCAGCAAAUAAAGUCAACAUAACAUGUUCUUGCUAUUUCAGGCAGUAGUCUACAAAAUGUAAAGCAUGAGUAGUUAACAGUACUAGACUAUUUAGCACAGUCUUUUUAGAUUUUUCAGAUUAUUACAUAAUACAAGGUUUUUCCAUUGUCAAAAUAUCUAGCUAAUUAAUUCACUUCAUAGUAGGGUAUAGUAUGUCCAUUAGUGUGCAUGUGCAGUAAAUAUUGAUCUAUUAGCAUUCAUAUUAUUUUAAAAAGAUUGGAAGCUCAGCAGAAUAGCAACAACAGAAACAGGUUUAACAGAAAAACGAUUAAAAAAUGUGGUAAGACUUUAUAUUAAUGCGCUGCUUAUUAAUGUUUUAUAAAUAUAUAAUAUAUGCUUAAUAACUAUGUUAUAAGGUGUUAAUAAAGCAUUAUAUAUGGUUCAUAGCCAUGCAAUAGCCACAGACGGAAUUACAGUUUUAUAAAGGGGACAGUUUUUAGCCGCCUAUUCUACUUUGGGAUGUUUAAACAUAAUUCCGUCUAUGGCUAUUGCAUGUUAACAAUAUAUAACAGUUAUUAUGCAUCUAUUAUACCUUUGUAAAACAUUAACAAGCAGCACCUUAAUAUAAAGUGUUACCAAAAAUGUAAUAUAGAAAAUAAUUUGGGGGGAAGGGGGGGGGGGGG